AUGGAGAACGAAGGAGCCGGCACCCUGCGGAUAAGGCAAGUCCUGCUGUUCUUUGUUUUUCUGAUGUCUCGGGCGGACUCUGAGUCUGGGCGCUUUUCGGUGGAAGAGGAAAUGAAGAGCGGGAGCUUUGUAGGCAAUUUGGCAAAGGACCUAGGACUGGAUGUGGGUGAGCUGUUCUCAAGGGGGGCUCGGGUGGUCUCUAACGAUAACAAACACCAUUUGCAGCUGGACGUCAACACCGGGGAUUUGCUUUUAAGCGAAGCGCUAGACCGGGAGGAGCUCUGUGGCUCCACCGAGCCCUGUGUUCUGCAUUUCCAGGUGUUAAUGAAAAGCCCUUUGCAGUUUUUACAGAUUGAGCUCCAGGUCAAGGAUAUAAAUGAUCACUCUCCUGUCUUCUUAGAAAAAGAAAUUCUCCUAGAAAUCCCAGAGAAUAGUCCUGUCGGCGCUGUGUUCUUACUAGAAAAUGCGAAGGAUUUAGAUGUAGGAAUCAAUGCUCUAAAAACCUACACAAUAAGCCCCAACUCUCAUUUUCACGUUAAAAUGAGAAUCAAUCCAGACAAUAGAAAAUACCCAGAGUUAGUUCUGGACAAGGCGCUGGAUUAUGAAGAGCAGUCGGAGCUCAGUUUCAUCCUCACUGCUCUGGAUGGUGGGUCUCCGCCCAGGUCUGGGACCGCCUUAGUGCGUGUGGUGGUCUUGGACACUAAUGACAACUCCCCGGAGUUUGAGCAGCCCUUUUAUGAGGUGAAGAUUCCGGAAAAUAGCUUAUUAGGCUCACUGGUUGUCACCGUCUCAGCUUGGGACUUAGACUCUGGGAAAAAUGGGGAAAUAUCAUAUACUUUUUCCCAUGCCUCAGAAGAUGUUCACAAAACAUUUGAAAUUAAUCCAAAGUCUGGAGAAGUUAAUUUAAUGGCAUAUUUGGAUUUUGAAACAAUUGAAUCAUAUUCAAUCAUAAUACAAGCCACAGAUGGGGGAGGCCUCUUUGGAAAAUCGACAGUCAGGAUUCAGGUGAUGGAUAUAAAUGACAAUGCUCCUGAAGUCACCGUGUCAUCAGUGACUAGUCCAAUUCCAGAAAACUCAUCUGAGACUGUGGUUCUGGUUUUUAGUAUCCUAGACAGAGAUUCUGGGGACAAUGGGAGGAUGCUUUGUUCUAUCCCAGAAGACCUGCCAUUCAUACUAAAAUCUUCAGUAAAGAAUUACUAUACAUUGGAAACGGAGGGAGCACUGGACAGAGAAAGCCAAGCAGAGUACAACGUCACCAUCACCGUCACCGACUUGGGGACCCCCAGACUGAAAACCCAGCACAACAUCACCCUGCUGGUCUCCGACGUCAACGACAACGCCCCCGCCUUCACCCAGCCCUCCUACACCCUGUUCCUCCGCGAGAACAACAGCCCCGCCCUGCACUUCGGCAGCGUCAGCGCCACAGACAGGGACGCGGGCGCCAACGCCCAGCUCACCUACUCGCUGCUGCCGCCCCGGGACCCGCGCCUGCCCCUGGCCUCGCUGGUGGCCAUCAACGCCGACACCGGCCAGCUGUUCGCGCUGCGGGCGCUGGACUUCGAGGCGCUGCGUGCGUUCGAGUUCGGCGUGGGCGCCACGGACCGCGGGGCGCCCGCGCUGAGCAGCCAGGCGCUGGUGCGCGUGCAGGUGCUGGACGCCAACGACAACGCGCCCUCCGUGCUGUACCCGCCGCACAACGGCUCCGCGCCCUGCACCGAGCUGGUGCCCAGGGCGGCCGAGCCGGGCUACCUGGUGAGCAAGGUGGUGGCGGUGGACGCCGACUCGGGCCAGAACGCCUGGCUGUCGUUCCAGCUGCUCAGGGCCACGGAGCCCGGGCUGUUCGGCGUGUGGGCGCACAAUGGCGAGGUGCGCACGGCGCGGCCGCUGGGCGAGCGCGACGCGGCCAGGCACAGGCUGGUGGUGCUGGUCAGGGACCAUGGCGAGCCCGCGCUGUCCGCCAGCGUCACGCUGCACGUGCUGCUGGUGGACGGCUUCUCGCAGCCCUACCUGCCGCUGCCCGAGGCGGCGGCCGAGCAGGCGCGGGCGGAUCCGCUGACCGUGUACCUGGUGGUGGCGCUGGCGGCGGUGUCGUCGCUGUUCCUGUUCUCGGUGCUGGCGUUGGUGGCGGUGCGGCUGUGCAGGCGGAGCAGGGCGGCCUGGGCGGGUGGCUGCUCGGUGCCUGAGGGCCACCUUGCUGGCCACCUGGUGGACGUGAGCGGUACUGGGACCCUGUCCCAGAGCUACCAGUAUGAGGUGUGUCUGAUGGGAGGUACUGGGACAGAUGAGUUUAAGUUUCUGAAGCCAAUUAGCCCUAACCUCCAGAUCCAGAGCUCUGGGAAAGAAAUGGAGGAAAAUUCUACCUUCCACAAUAGCUUUGGAUUCAAUAUUAA
This is a messenger RNA of Pipistrellus nathusii (Nathusius's pipistrelle), 2390 nucleotides long. Lineage: Eukaryota; Metazoa; Chordata; Mammalia; Chiroptera; Vespertilionidae. The record is from the annotation of a GenBank genome assembly.